AUGUCCAACGUAUACGAGAAGGACGAGAUCAACACCGCCUACAAGGCAGACACGAGCCACUCGGAGCGCGAUGACAACUCGCCAGACCCGUACAACCAGCGGCCCGAUGACGUUGAGGACCACCGCUCCCGCCAGACCGACAUUGACUAUGGCUUCGACAUCGACGAGGUCAACAAGACCGUCCGCAAGGUCGACUUGCGCCUCAUCCCCAUCCUCUCCGCUCUCUACUGUAUCUCUCUGAUUGACCGGACCAACCUGUCGCUCGCUCGCGCAGCCAACAAGCUGCAGAUGAACUACGACCUCAACCUCACCAACCCCGACGGUUCGUCACAGGGUAACCGCUACGGUCUGGCCACUAUCAUGUUCUUCAUCCCCUACAUUAUUCUCGAGGUUCCCUCGCAGCUCGGUCUGCGCAAGUUUGGUGCCAAGUUGUGGCUCGGAACUGCGACAGCCCUCUGGGGUAUCGUCAUGAUCGGUAUGGGUUUCGUCACCACCUGGCAAGGCCUCGUCGGCCUCCGUGCCGUCCUCGGUAUCUUUGAGUCGUGCCUGUUCCCCGGAGCCGCCUUCCUCAUUUCUUGCUGGUACCCGCGCUACCAGAUGGCGACCCGCAACUCGUUCUUCUACUGCUUGUCGAUUGUCCUCUCCGGUCUCUCGUCCAUUAUGGCUUGGGGUAUCUCGCAGCUUCACACCAAGCGUGGUCUUCACGGCUGGCAGUGGAUCUUCAUCAUCCAGGGCUCCCUCACUGUCUUUAUCGGUUUCAUGGGUUACCUCUUCAUCACCGACUUCCCCGACAAGGCCCACUUCCUUACCGACCACCAGAAGAACAUUAUCAUCACCCGUAUCCAGCGUGACCGUGGCGACGCCGAGGUCGACAAGCUCACCAUGCCCCUCUUCUGGGAAUACAUUACCGACUUUAAGCUCUGGCUCUUCGGUUACUUCUUCGGUUCCACCACUCUUGCCUCUUACUCUCUCGCCUACUUCCUCCCUGGUAUUCUCGCCCAGAUGGGCUUCAGCAACGCUCUGGCCCAGAUCCUCGUCGCUCCGCCUUACGUGUACUGCAUCAUUCCCUGCGUCUGCGUCUCCAUCUUCUCCGACAGGACCCGCAUGCGCGCAGCCGGUAUCUCCUUCAACGCCAUCUGCGUCAUCGUCGGUACUUGCAUGUACUCGCAGCUCCACGACCCCAAGCACAAGGCCGCUCGCUACGCCGGCGUCUUCCUCGCCAUCGGCGGAUGCAACAGCAACGUCCCUCUCAUCCUUGCGUGGGCCCAGUCGUCCAUCCGUCGCCAGUCCAAGCGUGGCUUUGCAUCUGCCCUCAUCGUCGCAUGGGGCGGUAUUGGCGGUAUCCUCUCCGGUGUCGCCUUUAUGGAGCGUGAGGCCAAGAAGGGUUACCCCACUGGUGUCCACCUCACUCUCGGCGUCAACGCCUCCAUCGUCGUCUUGUCCAUGUGCCUCAUGCUCUUCUUCAAGAGGCAGAACCGCCGCGCCGACCUCGGCGCCGUCGUCCUCGAGGGCUCCGCGGCCUUCCGCUACCAGGGCUAA
Messenger RNA from Cutaneotrichosporon cavernicola, 1539 nucleotides. RefSeq lists its product as uncharacterized. Bases 1 to 1539 code for a protein of 512 amino acids. The transcript has 3 exons. Lineage: Eukaryota; Fungi; Basidiomycota; Tremellomycetes; Trichosporonales; Trichosporonaceae. The record is from RefSeq and is a predicted model, not a curated record. Gene Ontology annotation, biological process: transmembrane transport. Gene Ontology annotation, molecular function: transmembrane transporter activity. Gene Ontology annotation, cellular component: membrane.